AUGACUCGAAGCAGCUCAAAAGCACUGACGCUCUCGCUAGCCCAGUCCGCAGCGGGAGUCAUUUCCGGAUGGGGAGCGUCGGAGGGGAGUGGCCUGUUCAGUAUGCGGUCUUACCAGCGUCGCUUCGGGGAGUGUGCUGCUGGAUUGUGUGUGAUCAGCACCUCUCGCCAAAGCGCUAUCACUGGUCUUCUGAGCGCUGGCGCUGUGAUCGGAGCGGUAGGAGCUGGGGGUAUUUCAUCUCGCUACGGUCUACGAUGCACCUGUAUCGCCUUCAUUCUACUCCAUCUGAUGGGCGCCGCUAUCGAAACCUCGGCCACGACCACUUACGGCCAAAUCUGCGUAGCCAGGUUCCUCAUCGGGCUCGGUAUCGGCGCCACUUCUGGUCUCGUCCCCGUCUUUCAGGCUGAGGCUUCCCCGCCAAAGUAUCGCGGUCUAGUCACUGGCUCUUUCCAGCUCUGCAUCACCCUCGGUAUCUGGGGGGUCAGUCUGACAAACUGGGGGAUGAGCCGGUAUGACGCAUCGGACAUCAGUUGGCGGGUACCCGUCGGGCUUCAGAUGGUGUUUUCCCUCCUCCUUCUCGUCGGCUUCAUCCUCUCGCCAGAAUCGCCGCGGUUUCUCGCCAAGCUGGACCGCUGGGAGCAGUGCCGCCGGAAUCUCGCCAGUCUCCGCGGUCUCACGGUGGACGAUCCGGCUAUCGAACAGGAGCUAGAGGAGGUCCGAAGUGCAGCUGCAGUAGACAGGGAGAGGGGUCAGGCGAGCUACCGAGAGUGCUUCUCCACCAAAGAUAGGAUCGCCUGGCGGACAACGAUUGGUAUCUUGGUGCAAGUCGGCCAGCAAGUCACGGGCAUCAUUUUCUUCUUCUCGUAUGGUGUCCAAUUCGCCCAGGCAGCGGGUCUGGCCGAUACCUACGUCUUCCAGAUCAUCCUCGCCUCCGUCAACGUUGUCGCAUCUUUCCCCGGAAUCUUCCUCGUCGACCGCGCCGGUCGCCGCCCAGUUCUUCUCUACGGCGCGGCAUCCAUGCUCAUCGGUCAGAUUGUCGUUGGAUCCGUCUCCAAAGCGUAUCCGGGCAGCCCACUCGCCGGAAACAUCCUCAUCGCCUUCACCUGCGUAUUUGUCGCUGCCUUUGCGGCGUCGUGGGGUCCUGUCGCAUGGGUUGUCUGCGCCGAGACCUUCCCUAUCCGCCUCAGCAGCCUCUGCGUAACCCUCGGCACCGGGGCCAAUUGGCUCUUCAAUCUCCUCAUCGCCAUCAUCGCCCCUCAGAUACAGGCCAAGAUCGGCACGGGGAUCUGUUUUUUGUGGGCAGGCUGCUUGGCGCUAAACCUGAUGUUCGCGUUCUUUUGCGUCCCCGAGACCAAGGGGAUGAGCAUAGAAUACCAGUUUUUCAAGCAACAGGAGGAGGCGGUCGUCGAGACUCAUGAGGUGCAGUACAUGGAGAGGGCGAACCUUCCGCGCGCCGCCGAUGAGCUGGACUCGUCAAAAGACGUCAAGUAG
Messenger RNA from Dioszegia hungarica, 1491 nucleotides. Its product is annotated as general substrate transporter. The transcript has 6 exons. Gene Ontology annotation, molecular function: carbohydrate:proton symporter activity. The record is from RefSeq and is a predicted model, not a curated record. Gene Ontology annotation, biological process: carbohydrate transport; transmembrane transport. Bases 1 to 1491 code for a protein of 496 amino acids. NCBI's taxonomy places the organism in Eukaryota, Fungi, Basidiomycota, Tremellomycetes, Tremellales, Bulleribasidiaceae. Gene Ontology annotation, cellular component: membrane.